AUGCUUUCGAAAUCUGCUCGUGUGUCUAGAGCUAUCAAAAGGGUGCCUAUGCUGCGGGGCCACGUUCCCGUCGCAGUGGCGUUCCCUAGAACUUUGACUACUGUUGCAAAAUCUGGGUCAGUUGAUCCUGUCAUACCUUUGGUGCCCAGAAUGAAGGAGACUGGCUUGUCGCCAGGAUUCCAGGGUUUUCGUUCCUUCAGUUCAUCUGCUUCAAGAAGUAUGCAGAUGGAAAUGAAUAAGGAUGACGACCCAAAUGUGCCUGCCUUGGAGAAGUUUGGUACCAACCUUACAGACAUGGCUAAGGAGGGUAAGCUAGAUCCGGUUAUUGGACGUGAUGAAGAGAUCAGAAGAACGAUUCAGGUUCUUUCCAGAAGGACGAAAAAUAAUCCUGUCCUUAUCGGUAACGCCGGUACCGGUAAGACUGCUAUCAUGGAGGGUCUUGCGCAGAGAAUACUCAAAGGUGAAGUGCCUGAGCUGAUGAAAGAGAAGCAAAUCAUUACUUUGGACUUGGCUGGAAUCAUUUCAGGUGCUAAGUUCAGAGGUGAUUUUGAGAGCAAGCUUAAGAAAAUCUUGAAAGAAGUGGAAGACAAGAAGGGAUCUGUGAUUCUUUUUGUUGAUGAGCUCCAUCUUCUUAUGGGCCUUGGUAAAGCUGAAGGCUCUAUCGAUGCUUCCAACAUGCUUAAACCUGCCUUGGCAAGAGGAAAGCUUUCCCUUUGCGGUGCCACCACCAUCGAGGAAUAUAGAAAGUAUGUUGAGAAGGACGCUGCAUUGGCCAGAAGAUUCUCUGCGGUGAUGGUGAACGAGCCUACUGUUCAAGACUCCAUCUCGAUUCUUCGUGGCCUUAAAGAACGUUACGAGGUGCAUCACGGUGUACGUAUCACUGACGGUGCUCUUGUGACUGCUGCAUUGUACUCCAACAGAUACAUUACCGACAGGUUCCUUCCUGAUAAGGCUAUUGAUUUGGUCGAUGAGGCAUGUUCUACUUUGCGUUUGCAACAUGAAUCGCGUCCUGAUGCAAUCACUCAGUUGGACAGACUGAUCAUGACAAUCCAGAUCGAGUUGGAGUCUCUUAGAAAGGAGGAAGACCAGUUGUCCGUGGACAGAACGAAGAAGCUUGAAGAAGAGCUUCAAGUAAAGGAGGCAGAACUCAAGGAGCUUACAGACAAGUGGGAAUCCGAAAAGAAGUCUAUUGAUGAUGUUAAGAAAGCCAAGGCUGAUUUGGAGCAGGCCAGAUUUGACUUGGAAGAGAGCCAGAGAGAAGGAAACUACGCCAAGGCUUCUGAGUUGCAAUACUCAACCAUCCCAAGAUUACAGGAGCUGGUCAAAGAACUCACUGAAUCUGAAGAUGUGGCCAAAUCGCUGUCUCUUCUCCAUGAUUCCGUUACUUCUGAUGAUAUUGCCGCUGUGAUUUCUAAGAUGACCGGCAUUCCUCUUAGUAACUUGAUGAAGGGUGAGAAGGACAAGUUGCUUGACAUGGAAAUAAUUCUCAAGCAACAUGUGGUCGGUCAGGACGAGGCUAUCCACUCUGUUUCCGAUGCGGUACGUUUGCAAAGAGCUGGCCUCACAAGUGACAAGAGACCAAUCGCAUCAUUCAUGUUCUUGGGACCUACUGGUACAGGUAAGACAGAGUUGACCAAACAACUUGCCGAGUUCUUGUUUAAUGACAAGAGCUCAGUGAUCAGAUUUGACAUGUCUGAGUUCCAGGAGAAGCAUACAGUUUCUCGUUUGAUCGGUUCUCCUCCAGGUUAUGUUGGAUACGAAGACAGUGGUGAAUUGACGGAAGCUGUGAGAAGAAAGCCAUAUUCUGUUAUUUUGUUUGAUGAAUUUGAAAAGGCCCAUAAGGAUGUUUCGAAGUUGCUUUUGCAAGUCCUUGACGAAGGUGCUUUGACCGACUCCCAUGGUAAGCAUAUUGAUUUCAGAAACACUAUUAUUGUGAUGACAUCCAAUAUUGGUCAGGAGAUCUUGCUUGCUGAUAAAGAGACCAACGAGGAUGGUUCCAUCAAGGGCUCUGUCAAAUCUGACAUCAUCGAGAUGUUGCGUCAUCACUACCCACCUGAGUUCUUGAACCGUUUGGAUGAAGUCUUGGUGUUUAACAGACUUUCUAAAGCAUCUUUGAAGAAUAUUCUCGAUAUCAGAUUGAGAGAGAUUGGUGACAGAUUGAGUGACAAGAGAAUGUACCUUCACCUUACUGAAGAUGUCAAGGAGUUCUUGGCUGAAAAGGGCUACGACCCAAUUUACGGCGCCAGACCUUUGAACAGAGUUCUACAGAAGGAUCUCUUGAACCCAUUAGCCAUGCUUAUGAUCAAGGGUCAGGUGAAGGAAGGAGACGAUGUGAAGGUGGAAAUGAAGGACAACAAGCUUCAUGUUGUACCUAACCACGCUGAAGAGGGUGAGACGGCCUAA
Messenger RNA from Candidozyma haemuli, 2403 nucleotides. RefSeq names its product chaperone ATPase (gene HSP78). Gene Ontology annotation, cellular component: cytoplasm; mitochondrial matrix. The record is from RefSeq and is a predicted model, not a curated record. The transcript has a single exon. NCBI's taxonomy places the organism in Eukaryota, Fungi, Ascomycota, Pichiomycetes, Serinales, Metschnikowiaceae. Gene Ontology annotation, biological process: cellular response to heat. Gene Ontology annotation, molecular function: ATP hydrolysis activity; ATP binding. Bases 1 to 2403 code for a protein of 800 amino acids.